Messenger RNA from Podospora pseudocomata, 1341 nucleotides. RefSeq lists its product as uncharacterized. Gene Ontology annotation, molecular function: protein binding; protein serine/threonine kinase activity; ATP binding. The transcript is spliced from 4 exons. NCBI's taxonomy places the organism in Eukaryota, Fungi, Ascomycota, Sordariomycetes, Sordariales, Podosporaceae. The coding region runs from base 1 to 1341 and encodes 446 amino acids. The record is from RefSeq and is a predicted model, not a curated record. Gene Ontology annotation, biological process: protein phosphorylation.
AUGCAUUCCAAUCACAUCAUACACGGCGAUAUAAAGCCUGAAAAUGUCCUCAUGUUGAAGAGGGAGGAUGGCUCGCUAUCAGCCAAAGUCGCCGAUUUUGGCUACCUCGCCUCUUCUGGUGAUAGUAGCAACCUGUUGGAGCUGCUCAAUACCUCUCCAUGGCAUGCACCCGAGCGCCGGGAGCGUUCUAACCUUGCGCCAGCCGAGGUAAUGACUGCGGAUAUCUUCUCCUUUGGCAUGGUCUCUAUGCUUUUGAAGAUGGCGCACAGUCCCGAUCAUGUGCCCGUGUCCUGUUUGGAUUACCUGAGUGACCCGGGGCUUGAUAGGAGCCAGGCUAUAGCAAACAAGCUUCGCCCCGCCAACUAUCUGCCAGAUCCAGCUAUCUUGAAGAUUUUCGCAGGCCAGCAGAGUUUCGCCGUGCAACUGGCACAAACACUGAUCUCAGGACGGGAUGGCCUUGACGGGAAGCUGGAGACUGAAUUUAAGCCGCUUUUUGAUGGUACUCUUGCACUGGAUCCGAAAGAGCCUGUGGCUGACCUGAGAGUGUUACUUGAGCUCAAGGCCCCAGGUCCCCUGCGGAGGCUAUAUGCCUGUGACUUCCGACUGCGGUAUUGCGUUCUCAGAGCCCUCGCCGAGAUAGUGACACCCAAUCCCGAGAGCCCAUGCGCUGCCGACUUGGCACUUUGUCAUGACCUUUGCUUUGGGAGCCUGAAAAAGACCAAGGAAGCGACGGGCAGUAAACCGGAUCUUGACCUCGACACUGAUCUGGCACAGAAAAUGGCUGCACUGGAUUUGGAAGGACUGGGCUUCGCCUGGGACGAAAUGAGCCGCAUUAACUCUAAGGUCGUGAGGUCAUACGUCGAGCAAGACAUUCUCGCCCAGGCCGCAGCAGUGACCAGACAGGACUUGGAACACGUGCAGCAUCUAUUGGGUCCCGGAAACACAGUGGCUCUAGACAUCAAGUGCAGGUUGUUUGGGAUUCUACUGGCUCAAGGUCGGUAUGAUAAAGCCAGAAGGCUCAACCCCAAAGUCAUGACGGAGUCGACGGCCGCACUGGGUGCAAAGUACCGCCGGAGGCUCAUGGCCUCGAAUCAUCUGGCCGUUAUUGAUUAUCACCAUUUCUACGAAGACGUUGAGGGUGAAGGUCAGAAGUUCCGGAAUGCUAUGCCACUGGCCGCUGAAUUCUUUCACCAGUGGAAAGAGGCUUUUGGCGAACGCGAUCUCGACACAUUCAAGAGCAUGAGCCUUUUGGCAGGGGUUGUCGUUGAGCAGACGCAAUGGGUUCGAGCCAAGGAGAUCCAUACUUCUGGUGAGGAUUACGAAAGAAACGCUGGGGCAUGA